This is a messenger RNA of Corythoichthys intestinalis (scribbled pipefish), 1864 nucleotides long. RefSeq names its product gastrula zinc finger protein XlCGF57.1-like. The transcript is spliced from 3 exons. Gene Ontology annotation, biological process: regulation of transcription by RNA polymerase II. NCBI's taxonomy places the organism in Eukaryota, Metazoa, Chordata, Actinopteri, Syngnathiformes, Syngnathidae. Bases 232 to 1545 code for a protein of 437 amino acids. The record is from RefSeq and is a predicted model, not a curated record. Gene Ontology annotation, cellular component: nucleoplasm. Gene Ontology annotation, molecular function: DNA-binding transcription repressor activity, RNA polymerase II-specific; RNA polymerase II cis-regulatory region sequence-specific DNA binding.
UCAAGUGAACGACAGAUCCCGUCACUAUUUCCGGUUCACUUGAUGCAACAUUUGUUUAUCCAUCCGGGUUGUGCAGUUAAAUUGUGUAGUGUUUUCCUGACCAAACGAGCGCCUUCAAAACAUUCUCAUCCGAUUCGACAAAUGACUACUAAGUGAACGCCAACGCAAUCCCAAACAUCCAAGUCAACGAGGAGAGGAAAUUCAGGUCACGACGAACAACUGCAAAAGAAAAUGAGGUGUUCCGCCGAUGUCACUGUAGAAGAUCUUCACCAUGAGAAGCACGAUUCCCUCCAUGUUAAACAGGAAGAGGAGUCCGAAAUGCUGUACAUCAAACAGGAGGCAGAGCCAGAGACCCCCGACAUGAAAGAAGAAGACCAGGAAGUUGAAAUCCACAAGUGUCCAAUGGGUGUCAGUGUGAAGAGCGAAGAAGACGAAGGUCCAAGCAAAGAGAGCGGAGCAGCGAACCCUUCGAGCGACAGCUCAUUUCAGCACUUAACAACAAAAGGAGAGGGACGAUCGCAACCGGACGGCCUUUUAGCUCCGCUUUCGGACAGCGACGACAUAACGUCACAUUCUUCUGACUUCAAUACUGAUGAGGAGGAUGAUGACUUUGACCAAAAGGCUUCAAAAUCUUUAAACAAGUCAUCAUUGAAAAGAGACCAAAAAAAAUGCGCAGUUGGAAGAUUUUUUCCCUGCUCACUCUGUGAUAAAACAUUUUCUUGGAAACGUAAUUUAAAAGUACACAUGCAUGCACACACUCGGGAGAAGCCUUUUGCCUGCACACUUUGUGAUAAAAAAUACUUCACAAAGGCAAAUUUAAACAGACACACAAGAACACACACUGGAGAGAAGCCUUUCGCCUGCCCACUCUGCGAUAAAAGAUUUUCUCGGAACACUACUCUAGAAAUACAUAAGCGUAAACACACUGGUGAAAAGCCUUUUGCCUGCUCACUUUGUGGUAAAAGAUUUUAUCAGAAGACUCAUUUAGAACAGCAUCAGCGUACACACACUGGAGAAAAGCCUUUUGCCUGCUCAUCUUGUGGUCAACGAUUCCGCUAUAAGGGAAAUUUAAACGAACACAAACGCAGACACACUGGAGAUGAGCCUUUCGCCUGCACACUUUGUGGUAAAAGAUUUUCUCAGAAGGGACAUUUUGAAUGGCACACAAGAAAUCACACUGGAGAGAAGCCUUUUGCCUGCACAGUUUGUGAUAAAAGAUUCGUCGAUAAGGCAGGUUUAAAAAAACACACAAGCAGACACACUGGAGAGAUGCCUUUCGCCUGCACAUUUUGCGAUAAAAGAUUUUAUCAGAAGAGAAAUUUAGAAAGGCAUAAGCAUACACACACUGGAGAGAAACAUUUCGCCUGCACACUUUGCGAUAAAAGAUUUUCUCAGAAGUGUAAUUUAGAAACACAUCAGCGCACACACACUGGAGAAAAGCCUUUCGCCUGCACACAUUGUGGUAAAAGCUUCGCUCAGAAACGAACUCUAGUAACACACGCAAGAGGCCAUACUGGGGAAAAAACUUUGAAUGGCAGCGUGUGACAAAAUAUUCCUGACAUGCGUUUUCAGUGGAAAAAGCAUUUCACUUUCCUUAUUGUUUCCCUUGAGCCUCUUUUGAAAAAGUUGUUGAAAUGAUUUUUCAUUUGCUGUUCUUUUUCUAUCCAAUAUAUUUAUUUCUAAAAUUGAAUAAAUUGCGUUACUUUGUGUUGAGAUUGUUCCAUAACUGACGUACUGGUUUUGAGGGCGUUAAAAAAAAAAAGUCAAUUCUGAGAUAUAUAUCGCGAUAUUAGGUCACACUAUUCUCGUAUGGAUUCAAAGUCCGUCUGUAUCGAUCUUUACAUGUGUUUUUGGCGGAAAUAAA